AUGACUCUAGCCACUAAUUGUACUGCGUUUCAUGUUAGUGCUGAUGUUUUGAAAGGAGCAGCUAAUUCCAGUUACCUGCUCAAGAAAUGCGUUUCAUUCGGAUCUACUACUGCCAUCUACUUUUUCAAACACUCAGUUACUUCCUAUAAAGAAGGAACAACUACUUCCGUUGUCUCUGCAAUCCCCCGUCUUGAAGAGUCUGAAGGUUUUUUUGAAAUCGCCGAUGCCGCAGAUAUCUUAAAAUGUGAUCGUUCAUUCUAUGAUCCUGAGUCUUUGGACUCCAACGAGUGUUCUUCACCCAUUGGUAUCACAUCCACCAAUUGGUAUCACGUCCACCAAUUGUCUGUUGAAGUAUUGUGUCAGAAGCAUGCAGGAUCGUAUAUGACACAAUUAUGUAAUCUGUUGGUUGCAAACAAAUAG
Molecule: messenger RNA, 420 nt
Organism: Lizanozyma spartinae
Lineage: Eukaryota; Fungi; Ascomycota; Pichiomycetes; Serinales; Debaryomycetaceae
Exons: 1
Coding region: 1-420 (139 amino acids)
Source: RefSeq, a predicted model, not a curated record